Messenger RNA from Sphaerodactylus townsendi, 4114 nucleotides. It is a transcript of the gene GTPBP1, whose product is annotated as GTP binding protein 1. Gene Ontology annotation, biological process: translational elongation. The record is from RefSeq and is a predicted model, not a curated record. Gene Ontology annotation, molecular function: GTP binding; GTPase activity; translation elongation factor activity. The transcript is spliced from 13 exons. Bases 197 to 2290 code for a protein of 697 amino acids. Lineage: Eukaryota; Metazoa; Chordata; Lepidosauria; Squamata; Sphaerodactylidae.
GAAUUUAUCCAGCCUGCAGGAAGCGGAAGGGGGCGGGGGAAAGAUGAAUCGAAAGAGGCGUGGCUGAUGAAUAUGAAUAAUCCUAUGACAGCUGUCAUAGAACUAUAGUAAUUUUUAAUGAGGAGGCAUGGUGAUUGGUGAGAAAGAUAAUAAAUUAAGUAGUUCUGCAUAAUUUACGCGAGGCUGGGCGGGGUCUAUGCUAAUGAGGCGGGAGAAGGAGACCGGGGCUGGCAAGAUGGCGGCCGAGCGCAGUCGCUCCCCGAUGGGAGGCUCGCCGGUGCCGGCCUCAAUGUUCGCCCCGGAGCCCGCGUCACACGUCGGGGCACCGGUGGCUUCAUCCCGGCCUCACCGCGAUAAUAUCCCCGACUCGGACUGCAGCGAGGACGGCGAGAUGCCCAACGGGGAGCAGGAGCUCGAUCUCACCAGCAAGCUAGUAAUGGUAAGUCCAACAUCGGAACAGUAUGAUAGCUUGCUCCGGCAGAUGUGGGAAAGAAUGGAUGAAGGAUGUGGGGAGACGAUCUAUGUCAUUGGUCAAGGGUCAGAUGGGACUGAGUAUGGGCUCAGUGAUGCAGACAUGGAAGCUUCCUAUGCCACGGUGAAGAGUAUGGCUGAGCAAAUAGAUGCAGAUGUGAUCCUCUUACGAGAGCACCAGGAAGCAGGAGGAAAAGUACGUGACUACUUAGUUAGGAAGCGUGUGGGCGACAAUGACUUCCUGGAAGUCAGGGUAGCAGUGGUUGGCAACGUGGAUGCUGGGAAGAGUACUCUGCUGGGUGUCCUCACCCACGGUGAGCUGGACAAUGGCCGUGGUUUUGCCCGGCAAAAGCUCUUCCGCCACAAGCAUGAGAUUGAGUCGGGACGGACCAGCAGUGUGGGCAAUGACAUUUUGGGCUUUGAUAGUGAAGGCAAUGUAGUAAACAAACCUGACAGUCAUGGUGGAAGUCUGGAAUGGACUAAGAUCUGUGAGAAAUCAACAAAAGUUAUCACUUUCAUUGACCUUGCUGGGCAUGAGAAGUACCUGAAGACCACAGUCUUUGGCAUGACGGGGCACCUACCUGAUUUUUGCAUGCUAAUGGUUGGCAGCAAUGCUGGAAUUGUGGGGAUGACCAAGGAGCACCUGGGUCUGGCACUGGCACUCAAUGUUCCAGUCUUUGUUGUGGUGACUAAGAUUGACAUGUGUCCUGCCAAUAUUCUCCAAGAAACCCUAAAGCUCUUGCAGCGGCUUCUGAAGUCUCCAGGAUGCAGGAAGAUCCCUGUCUUGGUCCAGAGCAAGGAUGAUGUCAUUGUUACUGCCUCCAACUUCAGCUCGGAAAGGAUGUGCCCAAUAUUCCAGAUUUCAAAUGUCACUGGUGAGAACCUGGAUUUGCUUAAGAUGUUUCUCAAUCUUCUGUCUCCACGGACCAGUUACAGAGAAGAAGAGCCUGCUGAAUUCCAGAUAGACGACACUUACUCUGUUCCAGGAGUUGGAACAGUGGUGUCUGGAACAACACUGAGAGGGCUGAUCAAGUUAAAUGACACCUUGCUUCUAGGACCAGAUCCCCUGGGUAACUUCUUGCCCAUUGCUGUGAAGUCCAUUCACCGCAAACGCAUGCCAGUCAAAGAGGUGCGGGGAGGCCAGACAGCAUCCUUUGCUCUGAAAAAGAUCAAGCGUUCCUCAAUUCGGAAAGGGAUGGUGAUGGUGUCUCCUCGGUUGAAUCCUCAAGCGUCUUGGGAAUUUGAAGCUGAAAUUCUGGUAUUGCAUCAUCCCACCACUAUCAGUCCACGCUAUCAAGCGAUGGUGCACUGUGGCAGCAUCCGCCAGACAGCUACUAUCCUCAGUAUGGAUAAAGACUGCCUACGCACAGGAGACAAGGCCACAGUUCACUUCCGCUUCAUCAAGACCCCAGAAUAUCUGCACAUAGACCAGCGGCUUGUCUUCCGUGAGGGCCGUACCAAAGCUGUGGGCACCAUCACCAAGCUACUCCAAACCACUAACAACUCCCCAAUGAACUCCAAGCCCCAGCAGAUCAAGAUGCAGUCCACAAAAAAGGGGCCUCUGAUCAAGAGGGAGGAUGGGGGCGCCCAGGCUGGCCUGGCAGCAGCAAGCCCGACUGUGGCAGAUGAUGCCGUUUCCUUGGGAGCAGCCCCCUCGGCCCCCUCUGGUGCCCAGCAACCGCAGCCUGCACUGGACGAAGAGCCCCACAACCGAGAGGGCAAUAAGGCAAAGCCCGGAGGAGGUGGCCGGCGACGUGGGGGCCAACGCCAUAAAGUGAAGUCUCAAGGAGCAGUUGUGACUCCUGCCAGUGGCUGUUGAACAUCGUCCUACUCACUGAGGAAUUCUUGCACCCUCCCCCCUUCUUUCUUAAAGCCACCUUCCUCCACCAAGCAGCAUAACCAAAAUCCAUCUGCUGUGGAACUUUUUUCUCUUCCUGGAGGGGAGUGGGGGGGGGGGGGAGAAGUGUCAGCAGCUGAAGCUAAUGAAGGUGACAAAGCACACAUGGAACUGACCAGCGGCCACCUUCUCCCUCUGCUCCAAAACAUGUUGUACAUUGUGAGCUCUUAGUCAUUAUUUUUAUUAGUUUUUAUUAUGGUGGAUGUUUGUGUGUGUGUGUGUGUGCGUGCAUGAAGAAUCAGGAGAACUCCAGGUAUGCAGAAUAAGGUACCUGUCUAUUGUCUCUUCUCCCUGCCACCAGUCCUACACUAUUUUUAAAAAAAGUAAUUUGCCUGAAAAAACUCCUGAAAGCAUUAAGCUCUCUAAGAGCACAAGUUCUCACAGGGGCAGCAGCGUUCCUUCCCCUUUAACAGUGAUGGUGCUGAGUUUAUUUCUGGCCCUUCCCACGUGUAAUGUGGCAGUGAGUUCUGUUGGCAGUUGCCAUGAAGAAAAGUAAUGGCCAGCAUCUACCCCCAAAAAAUGGGUUUAAAAUUAGAUCCAAUGUCUCUUCCAAGUUAUGCAAGCUUGCUUAGAAGCUUGAGGUGUGAUUGGGUGGUAGAAGCAGAAGCCUUUCUCCCCACCCCUGAUAGCCGUUGUGAGAUCUUCAGUUGAUGGCUGGAAAGACCACGUAGUCUUGGGGCGGGGUCAUGGUUUCAAAACUGAUUGUCCUUGCAGACUAGUCAUAGCUGUCUCUGUGUUCAGGGAGCAUGGCAUAUCUUCACCUUGCUGCCAGUUUACAUGUGUGUUCAUGUUUGGGAAAGGGCAAGAGAUGGUGUCUAUUGGUUUAUGGUUUCUUGUCCAUUUAUUCUCUCUCCUGCCCUUUGAAAGACCAUACUUCCUCCUCCUCUGCAUGACCAGAGCUAAAAACCCUUUGAUGAUGCCAGUUGCUGGUGUGUUCUGUACUGCUACUUCUUUCCCUUGGGGAAAAGGCAUUUUCUGCAGCUGGACACAUUUAGCAUUAGAGGCCAGCCGGCCAGCCAGCUCCCUUCCCUUUCCCUUGUUUCAGCCUUUUCACAGAAUCACUUUGCCGUAGACAGCGACGGAAAUUUGGAUUGUCUAAAAAUAGGAACUGUGGAGUCAGCAUGGAGCUGGCUGGGUUUUAUAACUUUUGAUAGAUAUUUACAGCAUAUUUUCAAGACAUUCAUUCUGAAUUGACUUUUUAAUUAGCAUCAUGGCUGUAUUUGUAUGUGGUGGUCUUUUGGGGUGGGAAAGACAGCACCAAGAUUUGUAGUUCACUGGUUUGUAACUUUUUACCUUUUUCAACAUUGUCAUUUCAAAUUUCCUCUACUGUUUUUUGAAUAACCGAGUUCCUUGGAAGAAAGAAUGUACUUUGGAGAACAGUAGGUGUGUGUUAGGCAUGCUGACAUCUUCUGGACUGUGUCCUCAGCAGCUACAGUAUUACUCAUACCCUCAGAAGAGAAGAGAAACAAGAGAUUGUAGUGGGGCUAAGAUGAGAUGGCUGUCUGUGUGGUCAAUGUUUUCGGCCCUGAAAUGAUGUCUACCAGUGCAUCUGUUUCAUUUACAUCUGCUUCCAGUGAGCAGAAAUGUAGAGGUUCUUUUAUUGUUCAGUUUGAAAGAAGCAUGUGCCAUGCUGAAGAUCGAAUACAAAAAAGCCAGAGUCCUGUAUUCUGUUUUGUGACCAGAGGUUGAGACUGAGGCUGGCAUAAUGUAACAAUAUUAAAAAAAGUUUCAUUUGGAGUUUUAAAA